Eutrema salsugineum is the source of this 687-nucleotide messenger RNA. Its product is annotated as 21 kDa protein. The record is from RefSeq and is a predicted model, not a curated record. Gene Ontology annotation, biological process: negative regulation of catalytic activity. The transcript has a single exon. Gene Ontology annotation, molecular function: enzyme inhibitor activity. Bases 58 to 687 code for a protein of 209 amino acids. Lineage: Eukaryota; Viridiplantae; Streptophyta; Magnoliopsida; Brassicales; Brassicaceae.
UUAUACCAAUUAUCCCUACAAGCUAAGCUCACAUAUAGAACAGAUCCCUGAGUUCCCAUGGCAGCUAACAACAAACUGAUACUCGUGUUACUCUCCCUGCUUCCUCACAUCAUCAUCUUCUUGGCAACCGCCACAACAGCAAAACACUACGACACCAAGGCCCACGUGGAGUCGUUGUGCCGGACUACCUUGUACCCGAACCUGUGUGUUCGGUCGCUAUCACGUUACGUGCGCUCACGAGCGAUGCAAAAUCCACGGGACCUGGCCCGAUUCGCGCUCAAAGCGAGCCUGUACAGAGCCAAGUACACAAAGGCGUUCUUGUUGAAAGAGGUGAAGAACCUGGAGACGCUGAGGCCCCAAUACUACGCGUUGGUUCACGAAUGCUUGACUCAGAUCAGAGACAGCGUGAACCAGCUGAGCCUAGCCAUAGCGGAGCUGGACAGGGUGAACAGGAGAGGCGGAAAGAGCCAAGGAGAUUUGGACUGGCACAUAAACAACCUGCAGACUUGGACAAGCACAGCUCUCACAGACGCCGAGACUUGCGUGAGUCAAUUCCCCGGGCGGAGGAUGAGCAAAUUGAAGGCUACCAUUAAAGGGAAGGUGAAGAAUGUUGAGGAAACCACAAGCAAUGCUCUCGCCUUCAUCGACCACUACGCCGCUGCUAGGUACAGAGCCAGACGCCCCUGA